Messenger RNA from Owenia fusiformis, 5558 nucleotides. Lineage: Eukaryota; Metazoa; Annelida; Polychaeta; Sabellida; Oweniidae. The record is from the annotation of a GenBank genome assembly.
CGAACUGUAGUAAAUAAAUAAAACAUGUUGAGAAUGUUUCACAUUUCUCUUGAUUUAUGUUAUUUUUGAGAAAAUAUUUGAUUUUAUACCAUGCCAGCUGAUGAGCUAAACAUAGAAGCAGUAAGGUAGAUUUUGGUAAACCCAUUUCUACAACAGUCAUGUCUGCAUGUUCCAUAUGUCUGGACGAAAUAGCCUUGGAGGGCUUGGAUGGAAUCACAAUAUCGGCAUUAUGGAUACGCUUGGCGGAUUGUAUCCCAGCAUUCCCUAUGAAGCUUGACGAUGCGACGAAAGCCUACCUCUGGCGGGAAAUUGCACUGCUUGAUGAUUUACAAUUCUAUGAACUUGAAGCACCAAGACCACCUCUUGUUUUGAAGAAAAAAUACUUAGAUUGUGAAUCUCAGAUAGUAGAUAGGGAGGAUGAAGAGGAAACAAUCGAGGAUAUAUACCCAAUCUGUAUCAUCGAGGAUAAAAAUAUACGAGGUAGCUGCUCCACCUAUCACACACGCAAAGAUGUGACAAGUUAUAUCCGUAACGAUCAUGGGGAACUGUUGUGUAACCUUGACAACGUCAUUGAAAGAUGGGGUGGACGUCUGGUAAUUGUGGCGUCACAAGAAUUGAGGGAAGAAUCAAUAUUUGAGAAAACUGCUAACACUAACUUCCCAAUGGUUCUGGAACAUUACUGCUUUCUAGAAAGAGUGGCAAGGUCGAGAUUUGUUGGUGAACUUACACAGGGAAAGAACAGCAUCUCUGUUGCAAUGAAGAGGAAAAGCAAGGAUAUUUUCUACAUGAAGAAAAUACUCUCCAAAUGUGGCCUCUGUAAGUCGCAGCACUUCAGCAAAUCGACAGGGUUUAAAACCAUGAGUGGAAAUUUGAUCCACAUUCCACGCUUCUACUCUGACCAAUCUGUUAAGUGGAUAAGACAAGUUAGACUUCUCUGUGAUCUUUUGGAUGCUAAGCCCAACAAGCGGGAAGUUAUGCAAAUCAUAAGAGCUGAAACCCAAUUGAAAGAUAAAACUUUCAAAAAGACAACUGAUCAAGCACGUUUGAUGGUCACCAAAACGAUGAUUCCCUUCCGGGAAAUGUACCCAGAUGCCGAUGAAAAGACUUGGCGCCUACCAAAGAAAAAUAACCAGAUUAGAGAAAGGCAAGUUCAAGUGUUGACACUGAUAAAGCCAUUUGAUAUGGAGCUGUUAAGGUACAACAAAGAUGACACCGUGGAGCCAGAUGAGGAGGCAGAGGAUGAAAAUGAUAUUGAAGCAUAUGACCUCCAAAUGGAACUUCCUACAAUAUGUCAAAUCUAUAAGUUCAUCAAGGAUGUUGGUCUGCAAGGUCGAAGGAUCACUGAUAUCAACUGCGCUUUGCAAAUUGGACGACUCAACUCACGGUCAUUUGUUCGCAACUUAGAGAAGAACAGGUUGAUCUCAUCUGUCCUGAUAAAUGAGGGAAAGCAGCGCACAUGUCGGUACAUUGCCAUGGAAUUCCUUGCCCCUGGUAGUUUACAUGCAAGGUUUGCUGUAGAGGAGGCACUCACCAAAGCCCUGAAGAAAAAAUCCACAAAACUUGCAAUUAAGCCUGAAGUGAAAGAUGAACCCCCAGUUCCUGUAGAACUACCAGCCCUAGAUGUCAGCCAGGAUAGUGAGAGCAUGCAAGUCUCUAUAGAUGCUGUACAAGAAGAGUCAACACCACCACCAACCGUUGAGCCUAAAGAUGAAGAGGCCACCAUAUCUGUCAAGCACACUGUGAUAGAUGGCAUACCAUUGAACACCAACCUACCAGAGGAGCUAAGUGAACUCAGCGAAUCUCUCAUCAAUAGGCUCUCCUUUGAGUAUGUCAACAAGUAUAAUAGGAGUAAAGGAAAGGGGAAAGAUAGUCACGUGACCUUCAGGACAUUGAAGCGGGCCAACUAUAUACUGAAGAAAGUAGAAGAGAUGUCUAUAGUGACAAAUAUAUUCAGCUUGAUUCGGGGUAUCCGUAUUUAUGAGAAGGAAGAAGGCUAUGAUACAAGAAUGGAUAAAAGAUCUCUGUCACGUCUACUUGAAAGACUCUCCCAAGAAGGGGCCCUAAAACUACUCAAAACUACUGUUCGAUAUGAGGGCCAAGAAAAAUCUUUCAUCAUUGUGUGCCAUGCUAAACUGUCAUCAGAUGACCCUCUCAUUCAGAGAAAUGCCAGAGAGGCAAAGCUUCAAAUGUUCUCCUCUGUCAAAAUGGUGGACAGGUCACAAUGUACAGGACAGAAGACCCCCAUGAGUCACUGGAGACUAAAAAUGCACCAGAAACAUUUGAAAAACAAGAGCCUGGAAGAGGUGAAGAAAUCUAUAACAUACAAUGCUGAAUUCAAGAGAAUAUAUGGGUUUGAGCCAAUAUACAAACGCUUGGAGAUUGUCCAUACGUUGCUAUGGUACCUUGCAUAUGAUUGGAAAACAGAUCACAUACAAACAGAUCCUGAGGACUUUGACCCUGAAAAAUACAUCACUCCUGAUGGGACAGAGCCUCAUGUUUAUAAGGAUGAAUUGACAUGGAAGAGAUUCAUACCCCCUCAGUCAAUCUCUGUUCAUGGAGAGGGCUGGUGUAUCAUGUCUGAUAUAAUUCUCAGUUUGCCCCUUUGCCUGUUUGUCAAGAUCAUCAGCAUCAAUUAUGAGGUUGAAGGCUUGGCUGAGCUUCUGAAACAUCCCACUGAUCGCUUCCUUCUCAUUGGUCAGAUUCCUGAGAAGGUCAGUGUCCAGCUUUUAUUCACGAGGAAAUACAUACAUGCAUUCCAUGAAAUGUGUGAAUAUCUGUGUAUGAUGGGACUACUUUCUUUCGGCCCCAGAAUCAUGAAUGAGAAGGAUCGGACGUUUCUGUAUGUUCACAAAAGUAUUACAAUAGUGGACACAACCCCAUUAGAAUCUAAAUACACCAUCCUGGACAAGGGGGUAGUGGAGAAUGGCAACCUGGACCACUUUCUAUACAGAUUCAGGAAAGAAACUGACGUCACCAAUUUCUGGCUUGAUCUUAAGAUCAUCUCACUCAACACCAGUUUCACCGUCCAUGCUCCCCCUGACAUAGACACAGAAUUAUACUGGAUGAAUGGGCAUAGAUCCAAGAAGGCCCUUCCUCCCUUUACUGAUCUGCUGAAGAAUAAGGCUCCUCACAUGGUGGAAGAUAAGGGCAUCGUACCAGGGGACAAGAGGGGACCUGGAGGCUUUGAUGGCGGCCUGCAUCUUCAAAUGCAGAGAAAAUGGGGCACCUUCAACCUUGCGCCUGUCCUCCCUGGCAAUCGUGUGUUUUAUGGGCAGAAAGAGGUGACAGCAUUAAAGGCUCCACAGCAUAAAACGGUGGGAAGACUCCCAAGAGCAAUAAAGAACCAGACUCUAGAUCUGAUAUGUGAGGAGGACAAACAUGUUAAAGUCAGCAAAGAGAAACCUGCAGAUGGAGCUGAAAAGGAAAAGGAGAGUCAGGCAGCCAAAAUUAAAAAUUUGAAGACAAGAGUGACAACAAAGUCACCAGUGAAAGGAGGUAAGGGAAUACCCAAGCGUAAACGAAAGACCUCUACAUCUGCAGGGCCUGUCAAAAAGAAAAGGAAACUUCAAAUCAAGCAUUUGUAUCCAAAGGGAAAGAUUUCAAAUCUGUUGUAUGACCAGAAGGAUGUCGAGGCUAUGGGACGUAUGGAGAAACAGAGGGUUAACUGGACAGAAAGAGAGGAUAGUUUGUUGCUGAUCUGUAAGGUAGCAUCUUUGUUCAUGGUUGGAGAACGACCUGGUCUGAUUGUACCCUGGACCACAGUGCGAGACACAAUGCAUGAUGCCAUGCCUGAGUCAGCUGACAAGUCCACGAAGACUUGCAUACGACGUGUUGCAUAUAUGAUGAAGAAUGAGCAAACCAAGAGUAGUGUCGCAACCUUCCUCAGCGAAUGUCUUUGUGAUAAGGAGCUUGUUGGAAGGUUCAAAACUGGUAAGGUCUACAAACUGACUAAUAUUGCAUACAAUGUGAAGGUCUUCAAACAACUUCUAGAGUGUCUGCUAUUAAAAUUCAAAAAGCAUGAUGAGCGAUCCUCAAUGCUUGAUCUGCCAGAUGAUAUUGAGACCUGCUACAAGAAGUUCACAUUCUCCGUGGGCUCUCUCAAGUUCAAGUCCACCCACUCAGAUGUCACUAGCCCCGCAGAUGUGCAUAUAUCCGUCAUACACAACUUUAUCCAUAGUGUUGCAGCUGCUAAUGACAAGGUAGGACGUGCUCAGGUGCUAUAUAAAGUGUUUUCAAGCUACAGCGAAGAUACCCUUCAGACAACAUUCUACCAGAUGGUCAAAGAUGGCAUCAUCGUCAAAAAAAGGAGGGACUACAACCAGGGAAGAAGCCAGCAUUCUAUAUUUGUCAAAGGCACUCAUCAGUUGGCACAGAGGUACAUCUACUCAUUCAUAUUCAAAUAUCACCAUGAGAUCUUUAAGAAGAGUGAUGAGCUAUUCUCAACACUCCGCAACCAGACCUUGAUUAAGAGUGAACUUGGGGAUGAUGGAGAGGCUAAAGGUUAUGAAGUGUCCAGAACUGAUGAGGGAGGAUAUACUGCACUGAUCAUUGGCCUACAAGGCUUGGGGAAGUUAAACUUCCAUAUAGAGAUCCCAGAGAACAUCAUUGCUGUAGAGAACAUCCCUGGUGUGCCAUCCCCGGAAGCCACAGAGAAGCACAAGAAAGAUGGUGGAAUCAGAAAGAAGGCGGACAAUGGAAAGACUGAAGGGGACAAGAUGAAUGAAGGUGAUGAAGAAGUUGAAGGAGACAAGAGAGAAAAAACAGGAGAGAUAGAAGAGAUAGUUAGGAAACAACCAGAAACUGUACACAUGAGGCAUGAGGGAGCUCAAGAACUAGUGAGUAUGGAGCAUGGUUACUUCAGUGGCUCUGCCCCCAAGGACCCUAUACACAUGUCUGUUGAUGAACACUUAGAUGAUGUUGAAUGGCCAGAGAGGAACCAUGAGGUUGAGGAGUACAUAAAGAAUAUGGGAAUGAUGAUGCAAGCACCAAGACAUAACCAUAACAUCUGUAAGACAACUGUCGUACAGGAGAACUCACCCAUAGAGAGAUUACCAUCUGGUUUAAAUCAGAGCACGACUCCCGUUCCAGUUUUGACGCAACGAACCACAUCAAGAUUCAUAACUCAGAUGAACCGUCAGCAGUCAAACUUUAUGGAAUGUAUAAAGAAUAUACAAUACAGAGAAAUUGGAUGUAAUGAAAAUCUGGUCAUUUCAUCUUGCCGUACACAUGUUAAGAUCUUAGCCAAUGAAAAUCAAGAAGGUGGUGUAACUGAGCAGAGGGAUACUAAUGAUUCAGCAUAUAUACAUCCCAAAUUCUCACGUGAGAUCUUAAAGAGGGUAACAAGACUUCAUAACCAUAAUGUGACUUUUAAAUCAUUUCUGGAAAAACCCGAGAUAAAAUCAAACUUCACAUCAACUGAUAUGGAAGAGUUUAAGCGUAUACAUGAUGAUGUAGAAUCACAGGGUUACCUUGGCUACAAGGAAAUAGAGCUUUGGGAAAGAUUUGGCGAGAUCAGCAACUUCAAACAAUUACUAGAUGCACUAUUGGAAAGCCAGGUG